This is a messenger RNA of Aethina tumida (small hive beetle), 765 nucleotides long. RefSeq lists its product as uncharacterized. The coding region runs from base 36 to 557 and encodes 173 amino acids. The record is from RefSeq and is a predicted model, not a curated record. NCBI's taxonomy places the organism in Eukaryota, Metazoa, Arthropoda, Insecta, Coleoptera, Nitidulidae. The transcript is spliced from 4 exons.
UGCCAGUCAGUCUGUCGUGCUUCGCUGACGUGGUCAUGUUGUGGAUUUUGCGGAGGACUCGGCUUGCGAGUGCUGCCGUAUUACUCAACACACUUAACAACAACGAUAAUCGUCCGGCCCGGAAGGACUACAAUAAGUUGGCCGGCGAGGAAAAGUCAGAUACGAAGGUCAGAACCGACAACCUGAAUAAUGAACAAGUCUGCAACGAUAAUGAGUGCACGGCAAAUGACACACACGAAUCUGACACGGAUUCUAGUUUCACGGAUUUAGAGAUCGACGACAGGGAUGAUUUUUCUGACGACUCUGAUUAUGAAGAGGCUCUUACAUGCAACGUCUGCGACAGAUCAUUUGCAUGCCCAAAGCAGUUGGCGUCGCAUAAACAGAAAAAGCGGCAUUUUGGAUGUACUGCCUGUGAUAGUUUGUAUCCUUCUUUGAUGGCACUUGAACAUCACAAAGAGGAAUUUGAACACUGGUCAGGGGACGAAGAUGAUAUUUGUACGGAUUCAGAUGAAGACGACGACACCGUCAUCAGUGAAGAAUGUGAACGACUACUCUAAAUAUUAUAGAUGAAUAUAUCAUACCCACCCUAGAACCAUUGAAAUAUAAAUUAAAUUAAUGUAAUAUCUGUAAUUCCUGAAUCUCGGUUGUACCUUUUAUAAUUGUAGAUUUUAUUUUAUAUCAGUGUAAAGUGAAUGUAAAUAUUUUGUUAUCCAAAAUUAAUACUCGAUGUAUAGCUGUAACAUAUCCAAAAAUUAAAAAAAUAAG